GUGAUUAGCACUCAGUGAUCUCUACGCGGUGAAAGUAGAACGUUACCUAUCGAAAUGCUGCUCCAAGGCUUACUCCUGUUACUUCCCAUUGCCCAAAUAGCCGGCGACUUCGAGUCCAUCGGCAUUGAACAAGCUCCCUGGCAGGCUUCGGUGGAGAUAAACGGCAAGCAUUACUGCGGCGGAGUGAUCUACAGCGAGUUCAUCAUCCUGACCAUUGCCGAGUGUGUGCGCAAGGCCAGAUUGGAGCUCAUCACGGUGCGGGUGGGAACUAGUCAGAAAACUUCCGGAGGUGACGUGCAGACGGUCAGGAAGAUGAGGCUGCAAGUUCUUGGCCUGCGGCGUAGUGAUGUGGCCUUACUUCAGCUGAGAUACCCGCUGUACUUGGACCAAGAUAUUCAGGCCAUUCACUUGGCCUCCGUACCAUUGAUGACUGGCACAAAUGCCACCGUUACGGGUUGGGGUCACGUCUCUGCCCUGAAUCCAGAAACGGAAGUUCUACUGAGGGUCGAUGUGAAAAUGCAAGAUCGAUUGUUGUGCGCGGCGGAAAAUGUUCUACAGGGCAGACUGGUGAAUAUGGACGAGGUGUGCGCAGCUCCAGCGGGUAAAGUUCCCUAUGUCUGUCGAGGAUUCGUUGGCGCUCCUUUGGUUGCCGAUAAUAAACUGUAUGGCUUGCUUUCCUGGGAAAGUGCCUGUGACGUCAUCAAGGACUCUAGUGUAUAUGCUAAUAUACCUGUGCUUAAAAUGUGGAUCGAUUCCACUGUCAAGCUAAUGAAUAUCUUCAGAAUAGGCUAGGUAUCUAUACUUUUAAGCAUACCCAUGUAAACAUCAACUUUUAAAAUAUACAUCUAUAUCUAAAAUCCCAAGAGAAA
Messenger RNA from Drosophila yakuba, 869 nucleotides. RefSeq names its product trypsin iota. The record is from RefSeq and is a predicted model, not a curated record. The coding region runs from base 55 to 792 and encodes 245 amino acids. Gene Ontology annotation, molecular function: serine-type endopeptidase activity. Gene Ontology annotation, biological process: proteolysis. The transcript has a single exon. NCBI's taxonomy places the organism in Eukaryota, Metazoa, Arthropoda, Insecta, Diptera, Drosophilidae.